Cyphellophora attinorum is the source of this 1620-nucleotide messenger RNA. RefSeq names its product putative amidase. Bases 1 to 1620 code for a protein of 539 amino acids. The record is from RefSeq and is a predicted model, not a curated record. NCBI's taxonomy places the organism in Eukaryota, Fungi, Ascomycota, Eurotiomycetes, Chaetothyriales, Cyphellophoraceae. The transcript has 2 exons.
AUGCCACCACGUCCGUGGCAGAAGGUCGUCCGGGAGACUGACGCUCGUAGAGCAAGCUCGAUACCAGCUGAAUGGAGACUACAAACCCCACCGCAGGAUGGCAAGGCCAAUGUUAUGCAUGUUCCUUACACCUGUGGCAUCAUGACACCGCCAGAGCUAGCUCUCACCGAACAAGACGCCACGAGCCUUCUCGAGAAGCUCGCAGCAGGUACAGUGACGUCUUACGAAGUGACUUUGGCCUUCUGUAAGCGUGCGGCGAUCGCACAGCAGGUCGUGAACUGCUUGACCGAGAUGUUCUUUGAGGAGGCGCUCGAACGGGCUCGCGAACUCGACGAGAUAUUGGCCAGCACCGGCAAAGUGGUCGGACCUUAUCAUGGUCUUCCCUUCUCAAUCAAGGACCAAAUCAACAUCAAAGGCAAGCGGUCGACAUCGGGCUUCGUGUCUCGGGCGGACGCCAUCGCGGAGGAAGAUGCGGCGACGGUCAGAAUUCUACGUCAAAGCGGCGCUGUCUUCUACUGCAAGACAACUACGUGCCAGACGAUGAUGCAUCUCGAGGGCCACUCCAAUCUCCACGGCCGCACCCUCAACCCUUUCAAUCGGCGCUUGACAUGCGGUGGCUCAAGUGGAGGCGAAGGUGCACUCGUGGGCUUUCUGGGGUCGCCCAUCGGUCUUGGUGCCGACGGCGGUGGCAGUAUUCGGUCGCCUGCCGCCAAUCAGGGCGUCUACGGGAUGAAAACAACGUCAGGUCGUGUCCCAACAGCCAACGGAACACGUCCCAUGUAUGGAUGCGAAAGCUUCCCUGUGGUCGUAGGUCCGCUAUGUCGAUCGGCGCGAGACUUUGAGUACUUCCAAACAGUCAUGUCCGACAACGAGCCGUGGAGGAUACAGCCGGCGAUGCUACCAAUCCCGUGGCGGCAUGCGCCGACGCCAGCGGCAUUGACCAUUGGGGUCUUUCAUGAUGACGGUGUCUGCCGCCCACAUCCACCUAUUACUUGGGCGAUUCGCAGUCUGCGCGACCGACUGAAGCAGAGCCCAUCUAUUAAGGUCGUGGAAUGGAGCCCGUAUCGCCAUGAUAAAGGUUACGACAUCAUCAGGCGACUCUUCUUCGAAGAGGGUGGUGCCACCAUGCGCAAGAUCAUCGACGAGUCUGGCGAGCCAUCUUUGCCUCUGACAGAUUGGGUUCUGAAGAAGCCACACGCGGACCGGCGCACCAUCGAAGAAAGCUGGGCUUUGAAUGUUGAGCGUGAAGAGUACAGAAAGGAAUACCUCGAGCACUGGAAUGCUCACAGCGAAGUUGAUGUCCUACUGUGCCCUGUUGGACCUAGUGUAGCACCUAAACAUGACACCGCGCGCUAUUGGGGCUACACGGCUGUGUUUAACUGCCUCGACUGGCCUGCUGUUUCUUUCCCGACGGGUCACUUCGUGUCGGCAGACGAGGAGUACGGUGAGGAGGACUACAAGCCGCGAGACAACGAAUUCGACGCUUAUAACUGGUCAACUUGGUCGCAGAAUGACUUCGAAGGCGCUCCCAUCUCACUCCAGCUGGUAGGAAGGAAAUGGGAAUGCGAGAAGACCAUGGCGGCACUGCGGAAGAUUGAAGAUGUUUUGAAGUCGUCCUAG